AUGUCUGCCACAAGUCUCAAUCCACCUAUGCGCCACCUCUUUUCAUGCACUCCACACACUUGGUUCGAGCCACCUCCGCCCGGCGACGCGCCUGAUUACUCAAUCGCUCCCCGUUUGCAGGCCAACGCCGGAACUGCAUUUCAUUGCGCCGCACGUUUGGGAGGAUUGAAAUGGGGCAAACACUCUUCUCCUGGCGACAGGGUCAUCGACUCGUUCUUUGAUCUACUCGACUUACACCCAUCGCUGCUCGAGCUCUUCGAAGCCAAGAUUGAGGCAAUGGGUUCGACCAGGGCUCGCCGCAGGGCUCGGAUUACCGAAGACGAGGUCCAAAGAGCAUUCACGUCCAUUUUUGCUGGCGGCCUAGAAGAUGCAACGUGCGACCUGCUCGACCACUAUGCAUCGAUCACCGAAGACAACUUCACGCCCACGACCAGUGGCUACUGGGUAAAGUUGCGCAGCGACCAAGGGCUACCAUGCCGAACGCGGGGCGAUGCCAUCCUGGAAAUUGGCCGUGGGAUUGACGACUCAGCAGUUGUUGUCUCGUCAAUCGCGAUCGACUUCGAACGGGGACCCGUGCAUCACACGGCGGCCAAAGGGCCCCCUCCAUCCGGAUCCAACUCGGCGAUCCCAGUACUCGAUCACUCGCCGGUGCCGCUGCAGAAUUUGGAGACGCAAGUCUCGGUCGGUCCCGACGCCAUAGCCACGAAGGUAAGAAAUGCGACGUGCUCAUUUGCAUUCGAAUCGGCCCUGCAGCUUCGAUCUGAUCUAACUUUGUUCGCGUGUUUUUUGCAGGCCAUCAUUCAGUGCGCUUCCCAAGGCUGCCGCUUCUUUCUCCUGUUCUCGGUGCCGUUUUUUCAGAUCGGUGAACUGGGUACGUCGCGCCUUCGGUUUCGACCUGUGCAUGGUGUAACGGUCACGCAGAGUCACUAAUGCCUGCAACUGCGCAAUCUUGGGUCCUUCAUACUCAGUUGAACACCAAACCGCCGACGCUGCAAGAGCAAGCGAUGCGGCAGCUUCGACCGCGUUAGCCUCCACCUCGACGGCACCAAUGCCUGGCACGUCCAUUCCCUCGACCCCCACUCCCCCUUUCACGAUGGAUGCGAGCGCCCCACCCACUGUUCGGAGACAAUAUAGCCUGCUCCUCCAAGAGCUGGCGCGAUGGGUCGAGCUCCAUCCAGGCACCUCGCUCCGGCCCGCCGAAACCCUCGGCGUUGACGUCCCGACGCGGUCGUUCAUCGUGUCUUUCAUUGCUCUGGCGUUCACAGCCGUGAUGACGGUGCCCGACCCGGAGAAAGCUAGCGUCAAAGAAUUGCUCGACGCCAACCCUAACACUUCGACUCAGUCGCGACCUCGCGCCGACUCGGACUCGGACGUUGCAGAUCGUUCCUACGAGCCGGCGUACAAAGUACAGAAAAUUUCGGCCAUCGGCACCGGUACUCGCUCUUCAAGGCGAAUGGAAGGCGACUCCCCGCUAACUCAAGCCAAGGAUCCGAAUCGGCCCACCACCCUGCCAGUCUCCGAGCAGGCCGGGUCCGACCUCUCCUCUGGCGCUCUGACUCCUGUGGAUCGCUCCUUCUCGUCCCCCCGUGCGUUGAUGACUCGGCUGACGUCGCCGAUCUCUGGCUCGCAUCCUUCAUCGAGAUCUGUCACAAUCGUUCAGGAUCGUGAGUUCGUGAUCAAGGCGAGUUCGUCAAACGCGCACUGGUCGAUGAUGGUGCGUCACGUGUUCUGGCGGUGCUUGUCCUGUCACAGAACUCGUGGCUCCGCUCACUCAACUCGCCUUUGAUUCAUGUACUCUUUGCAGUCGUACACAGGCACGAGCCGCGUUAAUCUGGUCGAAAUCGACUUUGAUAUCGUCUCCUCGGUUCCUUCCGACUUGUCCCUUCCGUCCCAUCUGUCGUCGAACCCUUCCCCAGCCACCGAUUUUAUCCGGAGCCUCCAUUUGUCGGAUGCCGUUUUGCGGUGGUUGACGGAAGAUCCCAAGGACGAGCUCGAAGACGAUCGGAUCCCGCUCGAACUCUUCGAUCACUUCGAGACCACGGCGGAUCUUCGCCUGGAGAAGCAGGUCGGGACGGGAAGUACUGCCGACGGGUAUCUUGCAAACGUGGUGCGAGUCAACCCACGUUGGUCCUCCCCGGCCGAUCGCGAGGUUGGCCACCCUGCUCCGAACACGAGGUACUUUCUCAAGCUCGUGACGUGUCACUACGUUGGCUCGGUCGUCCGGGAGACGCUGUUUUAUCAGCACGUCUUUCCCCAUCUUCCCAAUCAGCUCCAAAAUCAUCUGCCACGUUAUCACGGCACGUACCGCGGUAUCAACGGCAAUGGGUACGCUAUGGUGCUUGAGGACGUGGGGACCCACAUGAAUUACUCCGAGUUCUAUGAAAGGUCUGGCCAGUGGCAGUAAGUCUUUGGGUCGCGGCAAGUCGUCGACGACACGAUCUUCUUUCGCGAUGACCUCCAGCUCAGCGUGAUACUGACACAUCUGUCCUUUCACUUCUUACUCGCCAUGUGCAGUGAGAUCGAGAAGGCUUUCGUUGAGCUUGGAAUUGUUCACAAUGAUAUCCGCCAGGGGAACGUAUUGGUUCGACCCGACGACGGGGGCUUUUGCUUCGUCGACUGGGGACGAUCUUAUCUCAAACUUCGAGUGUGA
Messenger RNA from Microbotryum saponariae, 2650 nucleotides. Lineage: Eukaryota; Fungi; Basidiomycota; Microbotryomycetes; Microbotryales; Microbotryaceae. The record is from the annotation of a GenBank genome assembly.